AUGUUGAACUGUAAGUUUGAAAAAAAAUGUCCAAUCCAGAAAUUUAAAUGAUCAGACUUCUUUUUUUUUAAUAUGGUUGCUAUGAUUUACAGUACUUUCAGAUUGUUUGUGUGACAAUCCAAGUGAACUCGAUAUUUUAUUCUCAAAAAUUGUAAAAAAGGAGCAAAGCGAGAAAACUGCGAGAAUUGUUGAUCUGAUGAAUCGAGCUGUGCCAAGUGGAAUGGAAGCAUUGAAUCCAGCUAUUGCUGAAUAUGAAACAUUUCGAAGCGAUAAAUCAUCCAAUUUUUUGAAUGAUGGACAAGGCCACGUUGUAUUCAGACAAUUUAGGCGGAUAAGAAUAUCAGAUGUAAGAAGCUUCAACUUUUUUUUUUUUGAAAAAUUUAGAAUUUUUUUCAGCUUCUCAGUGCUAUUUCGAAACCGAAAAGUGGAAAUAUUAUUUAG
Caenorhabditis angaria is the source of this 441-nucleotide messenger RNA. The record is from the annotation of a GenBank genome assembly. Lineage: Eukaryota; Metazoa; Nematoda; Chromadorea; Rhabditida; Rhabditidae.